Molecule: messenger RNA, 2102 nt
Organism: Clarias gariepinus (North African catfish)
Lineage: Eukaryota; Metazoa; Chordata; Actinopteri; Siluriformes; Clariidae
Gene: mipol1
Product: mirror-image polydactyly 1
Exons: 14
Coding region: 194-1624 (476 amino acids)
Source: RefSeq, a predicted model, not a curated record
UAAAAUGCAGCGGCUCUGUGCCGACUGUAGCUAGAGAAAAUACAACUUCAGUAACUUCUUGUAAAGUAGCACAGACAAAGAAAGUCUUCAUCUUUCCUCUUGGGUUCUGCGGGAGAGCUGCUCAGAGGGCGAGGAGGAAAACCAUCAGACGUCAUGGAAGCUCAAACAAGAGCUAAAAGAUUCACUUGUUGAUAUGUACAAAGCUAAUCCCAAAGUCAAUGAGGAACUGAAACAAAGGCUGCCGUCCCCUAUAAAGCGCCAUUGUUCAGAGACCACACCACAACCUGGGUUCUGUGGUGAGGUCAACCACCCAGAUAUCGCUCAAGCUGCACUGGAGACCGCAGCUCCGGAGAAAAAGCUUAAAGGUCCUGACUCUCCCAGGGCAAGAGAAGAACCAGUGCGUGGAUCCUCUCCACCACCACCACCUCCCCUACCAGCAUCAGUUAGAAAUAUAGAGGAGGUGAUGUUGUCCCCCCAAAGAUCCCCCUCACAGCUAAGCCUGGACAGAGAGGAGACGGCCUACGUGCCUGUCAGCAAAUCACCCUGCAUUACACCUGAGCCAACAGGACCCAGAAGAAUAACAGGUGAGGGCAAUGGGAAUUCCAAACUUAGUCAUGACUUCAAAAGGCAAGUCCCGUUCCUGGAUAAAGAGAAGAACAUUUCAUUCCUGUUAAAGGAGCUGGACUCACUCCGAGACCUAAAUAAAAAGCUCCAGGACAAGCUGGCCCUGAAGGAGAAGGAGCUUGAGACCAUGCGAUUGGACAACCAGCUUCAGGAAGAGAAACUUGGGGCCCAAGCGUGUGAGAGGGCUGCAGCAUUAGUGGAGGAGAUUUAUAAAGCUCAGAGGGAGAGGGACCAGGCUGUCAUGGCCAGACUGCGGCUAGCUAAUGAGGAGCGGGAUGAGGCUCUUCUCCGAGCCAAGAAGCUUCAAGAGACAGCACUUGAGCUGGAGAAUAUUAACUCAGAAGAAACUGACAUGGACCUUGAUGAGUUGCUGAACAGGGUUAGCAGUGCGGAUUCUGCCUUGAGCAUUGAGCAAAGUGGCAUGGCCAUCAUGGAGCGCAUUCAGAGGGCCAGGGAGCGCCGCUCCAAGAUCACCUCUGAGGAGAUGAAAGCUGUCAUAGAAGAGCGAGAUAAUGCCUUAACCAAGUGCAAGCGUCUGGAGCAAGAAGUUCUUCACACCAAAGAGAUGAGCCAGACCAACAACACCUACCCCUUGAACAUGACAAAAAAUCAGGAAAGAGUGCACAAGAUUCAGGCAGAGCUGGAGGCUGUGCAGAGAGAGAGGGAUAUGGCAGUGGAACUUGGGCACAAACUGGAGGAGGAGCUUCAGGCCCUGCGCAGGUGCCACAGCGCACAGCAGGACAGAACAGAUGAGUCUAGUAAGAAGGAGACCCCUUGCUUGUCCUCUCCCACCUGUGCUAAGGACAACAGCACACCCCGGUCACAGAAUCUGCUGAGCCGUGUGCAGCAGCUCACCUUAGAGCUACAAAGCGCUCAGACUCAACUCCGAGUGACCCGGGAGUCUGAAAGAGAGGCCAAUGAAAAAGUGCACAAGCUAGAACGGUUGGUAGACGUCUUGAGAAAGAAGGUGGGCACUGGCAGUGUCCGUACUGUGAUCUGACUGGUCGAUGAGCAACUGGAGCAGACGGCCACAUCUGGUGACCAGGCUGCUGUGUUUAACUCUGAGCAAACAACUGAAGCCCUUCGUGGGCAAACAUGGGCUGGAAGUGAUGCUUUCUCUUACCCUCAGCCCUUCACUCCCUUCUCAUAACCUCCAUAUACACUUUUUCACUGUUACAGUCUGCGAUUAAUGCUGCUUUAGUCAGCCAUUUUAUCCCAAUCCUUGUUUUGAAUUGUUUAUUUUAUUUAAUGUAUUGAUUUGAGCAGUGUCCGAGCAUCUAGGUACGUUUAAUGGACAUGGAUAUUUAAUGCGAUAAAAUGAAUACAUAUCACAGAUGAGGUCAUCAAAAAUGUUUUUUCUGGCCUGUUUUGUGUAUAAAUGGUUUUCGGGUUAAUAUUUACAUUUAUGCCAUUUGUAUGAGCUGUACCAAGGUAUUUUUUCUGUACCAGUAAAUAAAGGGACCUUGUUUUCAAGACAA